GGACAAAACAAAACCGCGUCUCCCGGCUUCCCCACCGUUCCGCGUGCACUGUCGGUCCCGCCUCGAUCCGAUCGGCGAAAGGAAAGGGAAUGUCGUCGUCGUCGUCGGCGGCGGAACAGCAUGGCCACCAUGCCGUAGGCGGCCGCGAGCUAGUGCCGCUCGCGGCUCUCAUAAAGGAGGAGUCCCGCACCGAGCGGCACGCCGUCACUCGGAGCAGGAUCUGCGCGCGUGAGGAUGGAGGAGUAGGAGGGGAAGUUGGGGAGGCGGAGACGCGGCGGCCACUGCUACGGUAUGGGUGCGCCGCGCAGUCCAAGAAGGGGGAGGACUUCUUCCUACUCAGGACCGACUGCGCGCGCCCCUCUACUUCCUCGUCCUCUUCGACCACCUCGCAUCCCCCCACCUUCGCGGUUUUCGCCGUUCUUGACGGGCAUAACGGCGAUGCCGCUGCAAUAUAUACAAGGGACAAUCUGCUCAACCAUGUCCUGAGCGCGAUGCCACAGGGUCUUUCGCGGGAGGAGUGGUUGCAUUCUCUGCCCCGUGCGCUUGUCGCGGGAUUCGUCAAGACCGACAAGGAAUUCCAAACCAAAGGCCAAACUUCGGGCACAACUGCCACAUUUGCGAUAAUCGAUGGCUGGACUAUCACUGUUGCUUCAGUUGGCGAUUCUCGCUGUAUUUUGGAUGCUCAGGGUGGGGCUGUUUCUUUGCUUACAGUUGAUCACCGACUAGAAGAAAAUGUCGAGGAGAGGGAGCGUGUCACAGCGAGUGGAGGUGAAGUUGGAAGGCUUAGUGUGGUUGGUGGAGCAGAGAUUGGUCCACUGCGAUGCUGGCCAGGAGGUUUGUGCCUAUCCAGAUCCAUUGGAGACAUAGAUGUUGGUGAAUUUAUCGUACCUGUUCCUUAUGUCAAGCAAGUGAAGUUGUCAAAUACUGGUGGGAGGCUUAUUAUUGCUUCAGACGGCAUUUGGGAUGCAUUGUCUUCAGAUGCAGCUGCAAAGUGUUGCAGAGGGUUGCCUGCUGAACUCGCUGCCAAGCAAGUAGUUAAGGAGGCACUCAAGACAAGGGGCCUAAAAGAUGACACGACAUGUGUCGUUGUUGACAUAAUCCCACCUGAUCAAACGAUACGCCCUCUAUCUCCACCGAAAAAGAUGAAUAAGUUGAAGUCCCUGAUUUUUAGGAAAAAAGCAAAGGACCAGCCCAAUAAAUUGACUAAGCAGCUUUCUUCAGUGGGUAUGGUUGAAGAGAUAUUUGAAGAAGGUUCAGCGAUACUAUCAGAGAGGACCAACUUCAGCUCAGGUGUCAGAAAAAACUUUAGUUCCGGAUUUAGGAACAAUCAGUCAGCUUAACUCAAGCUAAUUUGCACAUUGAAUUACAAAUGUAAUCAAAGAGAGGUAGGGAUGGAGGGCGCUGUCUGAAGUCGCUCGGGGGCUCAAACAGGAACUUGUGGCUGAUGUGGAUGGAGAUGGACCGAGUUGGCGAACGGCGCUUCAUGGCUGGACACUGGCGAUGGCCGGUUGUGGGACGCUGGCAAUAGCAGCUUGAGGACGGGGGCCUUGGAGGUGAGGUGUGCAUCCGCCGCUUGGGGUUUGGCUUUGGAUUCGGCAUCGUGUACACUACACUGCCACACUGGUGAUGGUAGAGAGAGAGAGAGAGGGGGGGGGGGAGGACCGAAGAAUCCCUCUUAAUGAGCAGGAUGUGUCAUUGAAGAGGUGGUGAGCUUGGAUUGCGGAGAACCGAAAAGUGCUUUGAUGGGGGAGGCAGUAGACAAUCCCUCUUAAUGUUCAUGAGGAUUCUAAGCGGAUAUAGUAGGUGUUCAAGCCCCGUUGCAACGCACAUGCAAUUACCUAGUAGUUUAAACAUUGUAGUGGGUUGGAACUUUAGUUUAGAACAGACUUUUUCUCCAUUUCUGUUCAACUCAGUGUUUUGUUUUA
Aegilops tauschii subsp. strangulata is the source of this 1925-nucleotide messenger RNA. Its product is annotated as probable protein phosphatase 2C 3. The record is from RefSeq and is a predicted model, not a curated record. Gene Ontology annotation, molecular function: protein serine/threonine phosphatase activity. Lineage: Eukaryota; Viridiplantae; Streptophyta; Magnoliopsida; Poales; Poaceae. Gene Ontology annotation, biological process: protein dephosphorylation.